CGUACUUACACAUCACGUCGCCACAAAACUUGGUUCUCAGGCAGAUCGCUAAAAGGACAGCGCACGACUAUGCGUCGAUUUCUUUAUUGUGUGCUUCGGCAUGCCUACCACUGCCACCUUUAGAAAGCACUCAGGCUGGCGGUGUGGUGUUGCAUCGCGCCGACUCGGAAGACUGAUGUGUUCAUUUAAAAUAGUGAGUGAUUUUGUGUAGAUACGUGAAAAUGGAAGUGUCAAAAGCAUUCCAGGCAGAUAUUAGGCAUAUCCAGAAUCAGCUCAAGAUUGCUAUCCUGAAUCAUCAGGUGAUGGUGAAGAAGAAAAAUGAAGAUCCAACCAAUAUCCAUAUCCAGGUGCAACUCCGUGAUGCUCAGAGGCACAUCAUAUCUCUCGGUGAAAUACAGAAACAACUAAUUCAGCGACUAAGGAAAGAGUUAGAAGCAAAUUCAACAAACAGCACAUUGAACAACAAAAGCACUGUUAAAUGUGCUGAGAAAGAUAAUGAUAUUGAAAUCAUACAAACUAAUAACAGCAGUAGUUCCAGCGCUGGUGGGAUUGUUAGCACAGUAAACACAAAAAGCAGUAUUACCACAGUCUCCAAAGAUGCAAAUAAAACACAAAAUGGAAUUAUUUACAUUAGUGCAGUAGAUGGUUCAGGAAAUGGUUCUUCAGAUGAAGUAAGAUUAUCAGCAGCUUCCUCACCUUCUUCUUCCCCUUCUUCAAGUUCCUCAGAUGAUGAAAGAGAAAUACAAGAGUCUUUGGCUGCAGAAAUUUCUCAAGAGAAAAUAGCAUUUCUACAGGCUGUCGGACUCAUAACUCGUGAAAUUCUCUCAGACCUACAGAACCGCAGAGUCGAAAGAAAGCGUCGUAGCACUGCAAAUCAUACCCAGUUCGUAUAUGGAAGUCACUGGGAUGUUUCGAAACGGAAGAAGAAUGGUUAUCUCUUAUCCACAUCGCCACAAAUAAAAACAAAAAGGAAGCCUCAAGUACAUCAAAAGCAGCAACACCAAAAAGAUAAACAUCAAGUAUUGUUUGCUGAAAAUGAUAGAAUUGUUAUGCCUGUAACCUCUGCACUAGAAAAGAUGACACCAGUUUCUUCUUCAGUAUCGCAAUCUUCCGUAACUCGGCACACAGCUUCAGACAAGACUAAUGCAUCAGUGUAUCAGAUCACUCCUAAAGAAAUCUCAAGAUCGCUGCUACGUACUUCUGGGACAAACUUGCCAAAAACUUCGUUACGUCUCGCAAGUCUUCCAGCAUCUCUAACUAUAGAAAGAGUGAAUAGUCCACCCCAUGUUUGCAUCAUCUGUGGAUCUACUGGAAUGCUCUCUUCGUGUAAGAACUGCAGUGCAUACUUCCAUCCUUCCUGUUCAAAAGAAGCUUCAUGUUGUCCAAAGUGCAACACAGAUCAAGGCAGCAGCUACAUAGAAGCCAAGAAAGGAUCGAAUGAGCCACCAAACGGACUUAUUAUACAGCAAACGACAGUUCCACUGCAGGCUAGUUUCUCAGAACGUAGAGCCUUGAAAGAACGUUUAGCGCACGUUAACAGCAGACUAAAGUCAGAAAAAAACUUAAUGGAAAAAAGAGCUGCAGAAUUAACUAUAUCAUUGGAGGCCCAAGCAUCGCAAAAAAAAGUAAUCCUCCAGUCAGAAGAAGUUAUUCGAAACAAGAUACAAGUGAUCAAUAAUUUUAUAAGUGUAAUAAAGACAACUCGAUCAGUUGCAGCAAAAGACAAAAGUUAAUGAAGUGCAUCCACAGUUAUAACUUUUACAAUGUGCAAGGAUUUUCUGUGAUGACGCUGUAAUUUGUGUGAACAGUGAUGCAGUAAUCCAGUUUUUAUACUGGAUUUUCUCAGGAAAUGUGGAACAGAUUUCUCACUAUGUGAGAAGCAAGCAGAAAUAAUUGCACCAGUCGAUUCUUUUAGCAGAUUAAAAGAAUUAAUGGGACCACUUUUAAUUUUCAACACAUUUGUUGUGUUAACUUGCUUCUGUUUGUUUCUCUUAGUGUAUUAUUUGUAGUGUUAUUGUUAGUUACUUUUGCAUUUUUUCCUUUGGCCCUAAAAGACAUGAAUGGUUUAUAUAGCUUAAUGUUAUUUAUUAACUUUUUUGCUCAUUUGUUUAAAGUAAAAUAAAGAAAGUGACAGCUAUUGGGAAUGGAAAUACUCAAAGAUAACAAAAAUAAAUUUCCACAUAUUUCUUUUUUUGCAAUGGAAAUUAUUUUAUAAGCAAGACUGUAAAAGAUUCCUUUUUAUAAUAAACCUGCUUAGGUUACUUACAUACAUCUGAAUUAUGUGAUGACUAACAAAAUCUGCGAAAAUAAUAUGAGCAAUAAAUGUAUGUUUUGUAUAUAUCUGUAAUUCAGUGAAUCUGUAAAGGUUAUUUAUUGAGAAAUGUGAUAUUAACCUCAUUAAAUUACAGUGGGGGAAUGCACCAAUAUAAUGCUGCCUGCAUCAAACUGAAAAUCUGUAUUUUAAUUGCUGCUGUUAUUGUUAUGCUUACAGCCAGCUGAAUAAAGCAUAUUUAUCACUAGAAAAUGUGUCUAUGUAAAAGUUUCUCAGGAACUUAUUUACCCCUUUGAACUGGUUUGCUACAGGUUUAACUCAAGAAUAUUAUGUGUUAUCUGGACUGAAAUGUGCCAACAAG
Schistocerca americana (American grasshopper) is the source of this 2633-nucleotide messenger RNA. RefSeq names its product PHD finger protein 21A-like. Lineage: Eukaryota; Metazoa; Arthropoda; Insecta; Orthoptera; Acrididae. The coding region runs from base 222 to 1733 and encodes 503 amino acids. The record is from RefSeq and is a predicted model, not a curated record. The transcript has 11 exons.